AUGGUGGAAAGUGAGGCGCAUUCAUCCCCUUCAAUCGCCCGUUCACGACCGUUAGGGGCCGGGAGGCCACCACGACCGCCCCCACCACCGCAAAGACCAGAGAAACCUACACAUCAUGAACUGGAUCUCGACGCUGCGAAGAGAUGGAUCUACCCCCUCAACAUGACCGUGAGAGAUUACCAGUUCAACAUCGUCCAAAAAGCACUCUUCCACAACGUCCUCUGUGCACUCCCUACAGGUCUCGGAAAGACACUCAUCGCAAGUGUGGUCAUGCGGAACUGGUAUGACUGGGCGCCGAAAUCGAAAGUGAUCUUCAUGGCGCCGACAAAGCCGUUGAUUGCACAACAGCUGGAUGCAUGCUACAAAAUUUGCGGAAUUCCCAAGAGCCAGACGGCGUUAAUGACGGGACAUACAAGUGUCGCGAAUCGCGCCGAGGCAUACAGAACGAAACGGAUGUUUUUUUGUACCCCGCAGACGGUGGAGAAUGACAUUAGAAACGGAUACCUAGACGUAAAGGACAUUGUAUGUAUCGUCGUUGACGAGGCGCAUCGUGCAACAGGGAAUUAUGCCUACGCGAAUGUUGUGAGACUAUUGGAGGGACGGGGUGGGAUGAGUCGGAUAUUGGCGUUGACUGCGACACCGGGGAGUACGGUUGAGGCUGUACAGCAGGUUAUCGACAACCUCCAUGUCUCGCGGAUCGAGAUCAGGUCGGAGGAUUCGCUUGAUAUUCGGCAGUAUGUGUUCAAGAAAACGAUCGAUAAGGUCGUUGUGCCGUUAUCGGAUGAGAUCAUUGAGUUGAGGGAUCUGUACGCUAAGGUAUUGGAUGUCUUCUUGAAGAAGCUGAAUGGAGCGAACGCGUUUGGCCUUCGAGAUGCUACUGCUCUUGUACCGUUCAGUGUGAUGAAAGCAAAGGAGGCAUGGAUGCGUACACCAGCAGCGCAGCAAAACCCAGGAAUGCGGAAUGCAUAUAUGUCGAUCUUUACACUCCUCGCCUCCCUUGCACAUCCGAUGAUGCUUCUCCAACAGCACGGUAUACGACCCUUCUACACCCACCUGAACGAGAUCCAAAACGAGACUGAAGGACGGGGUAAGAAAGCUGGAAAGCUGAAGUCAGAGUUGAUCGGUAAUGAGGAUUUCCGGACAUUGAUGAGGAGGGUCAGGGAGAUGAUUGGUGAGCCUACAUACACUGGACAUCCCAAGAUGGAUAGGAUGUCUGGACUUCUGCUGGAGCAUUUCAUGAGGGCGAAGGAUGAGGGGAGGCAGACGAGGUGUAUCGUGUUCACAAACUACCGUGAGUCAGCUGAUGAUAUCCUACAAACAUUGUCGAAACACAAGCCUUUGGUCUUACCGACGAUGUUCCACGGACAAGCGAGCGCAAAGGAUCAAGCUGGAAUGACGCAGAAGGAGCAAAUCGACAUUGUGGAUAAGUUCCUGAAGGGCGACUUCAAUACGCUUGUCGCAACAAGUAUCGGUGAGGAGGGGUUGGAUAUCGGUGAUGUCGAUUUGAUCGUUUGCUACGACUCGUCAGCUUCCCCUAUUCGAAUGCUCCAACGCCAAGGCCGCACAGGCCGAAAACGCGAAGGUCGCGCCGUCGUCCUCGUCACCGAAGGCAAAGAAGACUCAAACUACGGCAAAGCCCUCGACAACUACAAAACCAUGCAACGCAAAAUCGAACAAGGCAACGACUUUAUUCUACAGGACGAGAAGAGUUUCCGGAUGUUGCCGAGGGAUGUCCAGCCCGUGUGUGAGAAAGUUACGUUUGCAGCGCCGGAGGAGCCGGAAGAACCAAAAACGAAGGGGAAGAAGGGAAGGGAACCAAAGUUGAAGAGGCCGCCGAAGAAGUUUUAUAUGCCGGACGGGGUGGAAUUGGGAUUCCAGACUGUGAGU
Saitoella complicata NRRL Y-17804 is the source of this 1887-nucleotide messenger RNA. Its product is annotated as P-loop containing nucleoside triphosphate hydrolase protein. The record is from RefSeq and is a predicted model, not a curated record. Gene Ontology annotation, biological process: double-strand break repair via synthesis-dependent strand annealing; replication fork reversal; interstrand cross-link repair. The transcript has a single exon. Gene Ontology annotation, molecular function: hydrolase activity; four-way junction DNA binding; ATP binding. NCBI's taxonomy places the organism in Eukaryota, Fungi, Ascomycota, Saitoellomycetes, Saitoellales, Saitoellaceae. The annotation marks the transcript as partial.